AUGCUCGCCGCGACUCUCGCUCUCGGUGCAGUCCUCGUCAGCACUACGCUGGGGCAGCGGACCCAGAAGACGUUCGACCUCACGUCCCCCGUGCGCACGAUGGGCCGGAUCAGCUCCAGCUGCAGCACGACCGGCCAGAGGUCCUGCCAUAACACGACGGACCAGUCUGACAACUCCUGCUGCUUCGAGUCCCCUGGGGGCCUGCUCCUCCAGACCCAGUUCUGGGACACGCACCCGUCGUCGGGCCCGUCCGACUCUUGGACCAUUCACGGUCUUUGGCCCGACAACUGCGACGGCACGUUCAUCGAGAACUGCGACCCUUCCCGCGACUACACCGACAUCGCCGGACUUCUCACAGACCAGGGCGCCUCCGACACCUUGUCGUUUAUGCAACAGUUUUGGGUGGACAUCGACGGCCGGAACGAGAGGUUCUGGGAGCACGAGUGGAGCACGCACGGGACGUGCUACAGCACGCUCGACCCGUCCUGCCUGCCCGAGGACUCGGCCAGGGGCGCGGAGGCGGUCGCGUUCUUCCAGACGGUCGUCGAGCUCUUCAAGACGCUGCCCACGUACGACUGGCUCGCCGCUGAGGGCAUCACGCCCUCGUCGAGCACGACGUACACGCUCUCGGCUCUCACGGGCGCGCUCGAGCGCGCGGCCGGGGUGGCGCCCGCGCUCAACUGCGAGGGGGCGUACCUGAACGCGGUCGAGUGGUACUUCAAUCUCCAGGGCUCCCUCGUGGACGGCCGGUUUGUCCCCAUCGACGCGCCCAAGAGGGGCUCGUGCCGCAAGAGCGGGAUCAAGUACGUGCCCAAGAGCGGGUCUAGUACCUAG
Messenger RNA from Epithele typhae, 834 nucleotides. RefSeq names its product ribonuclease T2. Gene Ontology annotation, cellular component: extracellular region. NCBI's taxonomy places the organism in Eukaryota, Fungi, Basidiomycota, Agaricomycetes, Polyporales, Epitheliaceae. The transcript is spliced from 6 exons. Gene Ontology annotation, molecular function: RNA binding; ribonuclease T2 activity. Gene Ontology annotation, biological process: RNA catabolic process. The coding region runs from base 1 to 834 and encodes 277 amino acids. The record is from RefSeq and is a predicted model, not a curated record.